Molecule: messenger RNA, 1368 nt
Organism: Castor canadensis (American beaver)
Lineage: Eukaryota; Metazoa; Chordata; Mammalia; Rodentia; Castoridae
Gene: Tcp11x2
Product: t-complex 11 family, X-linked 2
Biological process (GO): regulation of sperm capacitation
Cellular component (GO): sperm flagellum; acrosomal vesicle
Source: RefSeq, a predicted model, not a curated record
GAGACAGUUGAUGAAGUUUCCAAACUGAGCAUUUUUCAUGAAAUCACAGAAAAAGAUCUCCACAUUGAAGAGAACACUUUACCUCAAGACAGUCAGGAUAGCAGGCUUGUGGAGAAAAUGUACAAUGCUUUCUGGGAUCAUCUGAAAGAGCAGCUAUCAAGUACUCCUCCCGACUUCACUUGUAUUCUUGAACUAAUAAAAAAUGUUAAGGAGAUCUUGCUAUCGCUGCUAUUACCACGCCAGAACCGUCUAAAAAAUGAGAUUGAAGAAACUCUGGACAUGGAUCUCCUCAGGCAGGAAACAGAGCAUGGAGCUCUGAAUGUUUCUCAUCUUUCUAACUACAUUGUCAAUUUGAUGGCCCUGCUGUGUGCACCAGUUCGAGAUGAAGCAGUGCAUAAACUAGAGAACAUUAAAGAUCCAGUGCAGUUACUGAGGAGCAUCUUCCAUGUUCUGGGCCUGAUGAAAAUGGACAUGGUGAACUAUACUAUCAAGAACCUUCAACCCUACCUGCAGGAAAAUUCUGUCCAGUAUGAACGAGCUAAAUUCCAGGAACUCCUUGACAAGCAGCCAAAUUUUCUUGAUUGCACCACAAAAUGGCUAAACAAAGCAGUCAUAGAUCUCACUACAUCAUUUCCGAGUUCUGACUCUCCCAGCUCCUCCUCCAGCAUAGCAUAUCCAUCUUCAGAUCAGGAAGCUAACAAUUCAGAGCCUCCUAGUCUCACAAUGGUGCUCUACCAAGCCUACCUGAAUGUCCUUCUCUGGGAUCAUACAAAUGAAGAAUUUCCUGAGACUCUUUUGAUGGACAGAAUUCGGCUUCAGAAGUUGAAGUCCAAGUUGAACCACUUAACUAUCCUGGCCUCAGUUCUGCUAGUGGCUAGAAGUUUCUCUGGUAGUGUUUUAUUCAGCUCACCUAAAUUUGUCGAUAAACUGAGAUGCAUCACCAAGACCCUGACAGAGGAAUUUAACUCCAAGCCUGAAGAGGCUAUGUUGAAUGUGAGUGAACAAGUGUCUCAGGAAAUCUAUCAAGGCCUCAAGGACAUGGGUCUCACUGCUCUGAGCAAUGAAAGCAAGGCAUCGCUUAUAGGCCAGCUCCGGAACAUUGCCAAGAAAGAGAACUGCAUUCGUACCAUUAUUGAACAGCGGAUCCAUUUGUUUCUCAAAUGCUGUUUGGUUCGUGGCAUGAGGGAGUCUCUGCUAGACUUCCCUGGAGGCCUUCCUUUCAUUGAAGGGGAGUUGGCAGAACUAGGCUGGAAAUUUGUCAGUCUGAUGCAUCACAAUGAGCAUAUCUUUACUCCAUACUAUGCUGAGGUCCUAAAAAAUGUCAUCUCUCCAGUUCAGCUACAAGAAACAGAAGCAAAGCCUAUCUGA